GGGGAUGAGGAUGCGUUGCCUGUGCACAAUUGGAGGCAGCAGGGAGGGAAGCAGCAUCUGUAUGAGGCGAGAGAAGGAACCUGCAUGGAAUGGAGGAGCGCUAGAGCAGCUCUGUCGCUGUCGUCAAGACUCCCACCGCCUCCACCAACAACACCACCACCACCACCGUCGCCGCUGCCACUCUGGAUUGUGUGUUUAUGGAAGAGACUCAGAGGAGCGGCUCUGAUGCCAGAGGGACCAGCUGCGUGGAUCCAGUGCCGCCUCCAAUAUGAUGCUGAGAGCAGGAGGGACAGCCACCUCUCUCGCACUGCUGCUGCUGCUGCCGUUGCUGUGCUGCUGCCACCUGUGCCACUCACUGCGGGUCCCUAAACUCUCCUCCUAUGCAAAAGCAGAGGACAAGCUGUUCAAAUACCUCUUUGGGAACUACCAGAAAUGGGUUCGACCCGUGGAAUUCCUAAACCAGACGAUCCGUGUGAAAUUUGGACUUGCCAUCUCCCAGCUAGUUGAUGUGGAUGAGAAGAAUCAGCGGAUGACGACUAAUGUUUGGAUGAAACAGGAGUGGGUUGACAUGAAACUCAGAUGGAACCCUGACGACUAUCUGGGCAUCACAGUCAUCCGAGUCCCUUCUGACAGGAUCUGGCUGCCUGAUGUUGUACUGUAUGAUAAUUCAGAUGGCCGUUUUGAGGGUACUGUCACCAAAGCAGUUGUUAAGUAUGAUGGAACCAUAUCAUGGACACCACCAGCCAAUUACAAGUCAGCCUGCACCAUUGACGUCACCUUCUUCCCCUUUGACCUCCAGAACUGCUCGAUGAAGUUUGGCUCCUGGACAUACGAUGGCUCCCAGGUGGACAUAACUCUGGAGGAGUUCCACGUGGACAAGCGGGAUUAUUUUGACAAUGGUGAAUGGGAGAUAGUGAAGGCCACAGGCAGCCGUAGUUUGAGGACCGACGGCAGCUCCUCCUAUCCCACCAUCACCUACUUUUUCAUCAUCCGCAGGCUGCCUCUUUUCUACACCCUCUUCCUCAUCAUCCCCUGCAUCGGCCUGUCCUUCCUCACCAUCCUCGUCUUCUACCUGCCCUCCAACGGCGGCGAGAAGAUCUCUCUCUGCACCUCAGUCCUGGUGUCGCUCACGGUUUUCCUCCUGGUCAUCGAGGAGAUUAUCCCCUCCUCCUCGAAGGCUAUCCCUCUCAUCGGGGAGUAUCUGGUCUUCACCAUGAUCUUCGUCACACUCUCCAUCAUCAUCACCGUCUUUGCCAUCAACAUCCACCAUCGCUCUUCUUCUACACAUCACGGCAUGGCCCCUUGGGUGAGGAGGAUUUUUCUGCAUCGACUGCCUAAGCUGCUGUGCAUGCGUAGCCACGUGGAUCGUUACGCCACAACCGGAGCUGCCAGAGCGGGAGGAGUGGGUAUGAUGAAGAACUCAGCCCCUGAACUGAAACCUCUCCUCUACACCAGACAUAACCUACAAGCAGCUUUGGAUUCUAUCCGCUACAUAACCAUGCAUGUGGUUAAAGAAAAUGAGGUCAGGGAGGUGGUACAAGACUGGAAGUUUGUAGCCCAGGUCCUGGAUCGAAUGUUUCUCUGGGCCUUCCUCCUGGUGUCCAUCCUGGGCUCCGCUCUUCUCUUCAUCCCAGUUAUUUACAAAUGGGCCAACAUCAUCGUCCCUAACCAUGCCGGAAGCACCCUCUGAGAACUCCCACAGUUCAUCUAACCGCAAAUGGAGGCAAAGCACAUUAACAGCUCGUUAUGGGUCCUAUUUGAGAUUGGACAGACUAGAAAUAUUGAGAUUAUCACUCAGAUAUAGAUCCGCUCUGCUUCUCCACAGUCACUCUGUAAGUCACAGCUGUGCCUGAGAUCAAGAUUUGGGACUUUGUUUGCUGAGUAAAUCUCAAAGAGACAUGGGGGUUUUUAUUGUUUGUUUGUUUGUUUUAAAAAGAUUGUAUUUUUGAUUUAAAAGAUAAAUGAGAAUGUAGUUGAUGUAGUACAUAUGAUGAGAGAAGAAAACUCAUUUUUGCCCACAUCUCAUACAUCAAUAAAUUUCAGUACAUUCAUUUCACUUA
This is a messenger RNA of Acanthopagrus latus (yellowfin seabream), 2060 nucleotides long. RefSeq names its product cholinergic receptor, nicotinic, alpha 5 (gene chrna5). The record is from RefSeq and is a predicted model, not a curated record. Lineage: Eukaryota; Metazoa; Chordata; Actinopteri; Spariformes; Sparidae. Gene Ontology annotation, molecular function: transmembrane signaling receptor activity; acetylcholine-gated monoatomic cation-selective channel activity. Gene Ontology annotation, biological process: monoatomic ion transmembrane transport; signal transduction; regulation of membrane potential. Gene Ontology annotation, cellular component: postsynaptic membrane; neuron projection; synapse. The coding region runs from base 269 to 1690 and encodes 473 amino acids. The transcript has 8 exons.